AUGACGUCACAAAAUGAGACGACGUCGUUGUCGCCGACGGAAUCCAUCGAAGAACUGUGCUCGUAUCCGCCGGCGCCGAUGUUGGAAGUCCGAUUUUGGCUGGUUUCUGUGUUCGGUUCGACGGUGUCGGUCAUCUCCAUCGUCGAGAACAUCUUCCUCUUUCUUCUCUUCGCCACCAGGUUGGUCUUACAAAGAAGAUCAUUUUAUUUUACAGUUGGAAUUAUCCUAAAAACUGGCAAGAACAUUCUUUGACUUACCAGAUGAUUAUUCUGCAAGUCUCGAACUGCCAAACUCUCUAGUUUAGUAAAAUGAGAGCUCAAAGUCUCAAGAUAGCUGAUUUAUCAGAUUUUGAUGGCUUUCUUCGACUUUUAGGAGUCCUUCCUCGAAAGCUAAAAGUAAUCUGCAGGUUUAGACAUCCAGGAUCUCAAUCUGGUACAUGAAGAAUUUCAUGACCGAUUUUUGAAAAAAAUACGCAACCGCAAAGUAAAGAUGAACCUCGGUUUCAGGAAGCGACACCGCAAGGAGAACGUCUACAUGAUGUUGUUGGCGUUCUUCGACAUUUUCGUCAGCAUCGCCUACGUCAUGCUCAUGUCGGUCAACAUCCUGGCUGACUACCUGGAAUCGCCGGUUCUUAUUCAGAUUUGGUGGGUCUGAGAUUGUGAAAUCUACCUUUUCUAACUUCUUUUUUUGCGUUGAUUUUCAAUUGCCCCUAUAUUUAUACUUCAUUCACCACGGUAUUGAGCAUUCUGACUUGUCUGUGCUCUCUUAUCUCUCACUUUUAGGGUAUUAGAAAAAUUAAUAUAGUCUGAAAAUGUAUGUUCCAGAAAAGUCAAGAAAAAGUAGUUCAUAAUUCAAAAGAAGAGGCAUUUUUUUCUUAAUUAGGGAUUUCAUAAAAAUAAUUUUGAGGGUUUGAGAUUGAAGAUACUUGAAAAAAAGUCAAAAAGCUUUGGAAUUGGUUCUAUUUUUUCUGUUACACCGAAAAACUUCAAAAUUAAAGCGAGAACGAGAAAUUUUUCUGAAUAUUUUUUCUCAUCAUAUUUUUCCAUUUGGCGAUUUCGUGAAUAAAAUAAAAAAAUAAAUUUUUUUUUCGAAAAGGCGUGGGUUCGAAGAAAUCGAUAGUGAAUAAUUAAAGGAGAAUGUACGGAGAAUUUCUUAAAAGUUGUAAUAAAAACAACUUCUAGCGAAGUAGUAGCCUAAACGUGUAGUUGACGAGUUGAAGGCAUGUUUUUCAAGAUCUGGGACGUUGUUUUUGACGAGUUUCCGAUGUAAAAAAUGUUGGGAGAGAAUGAAUCGUCAAGUUUUUCGAAAUCUCUCAAUUGAAGUUACUAGAAAUAAAAUUAGAAAAAUUCAGGUUCUCAUACAUGGUGCCGAUGAUCACGAUAUCGCACAUCGCCAUGUCUUCAUCGUCUUUUCUCAUCGUCGCCGCUUCUUUCGAGAGAUAUUGCCUGACUUUGAACAGUCGGUUUCUUAGAACUGCGCAGAAGUGAGCUUGAAUUAAAGAAAUCAAUUUGAAACAUAUUGCCAAGGUUUUAAAGGAACAUAGGCAAAAUUAUCGCAGAGAGCUUAUUUUUCAGUAAUCAUUUGAGUUGUUCUUGGCUAUUGGGCCUUGAAAAAAGGCGUAGGAAAAGUUAGGUAGGGUUUUGGAACGAAAAGUCUGUCGCUUUCGCUGUUUCGAGAAGACUAUUGGUAAAAAAAAAACUUUAGUAACUUUUUUUCAGGCAACGUUUGCUGAUAGCCUUGAGCGCAGUUUUCCUGGGCAUUCUCAGUAAAGGAACGAUGUGCCUUGAAUUUCAGGUAUUUUUUUAAAGUGUGAUUAUCCUACACAGAAUAACCCGGACUCACACAAAAUUGAAUUUCAAAAUUUUGAAAGCGGCUUGGGAUUUAUUUCAAUUAAUAACUUCAUUUUUUCUAGAAAUGGUACAAGAACAAAAAGGCCGCAAGGAAUGGCAAAAAUUUUUGAAUUCCCGCGUAGAGUGGAGAUCUACUUCAAAGUUGCUCAAAUGACAAAAGGCCGCGUAAAUUAAAAAUUUUUCUCUUUUUUUCCCACUAAGAAUAACUGCCGAAACGCGAGACGCUGGCGGUACAUUCACGAGCUCGCAAACAUCUCGCGUUUUUUCUCGCGCCGGUCUCGCAUUUUUCUAGGCGUGAGCUCGCAUUUCUCUCGCAAUUUUAAAAUUUCCGAAGUGCAAGAUAAAUGCGAGGUCGCGCCGAGAAAAAUGCGAGACCGGCGCGAGAAAAAACGCGAGAUGUUUGCGAGCUCGUCAAUGUACCGCCAGCGUCUCGCGUUUAUCUCGGCAGUUAUUCUUAGUGCUUACAUCAAAUAGCCCCGAUACACGGCGUUCCCAAACGGGGUGGCAAGACGUCAAAAAAAUUUUGGCGCGAAAUUUGAAAUCUACAGUACUUCAGCCGAAGGCGAUCGAACAAACAAGUUAUUAA
This is a messenger RNA of Caenorhabditis auriculariae, 2436 nucleotides long. The record is from the annotation of a GenBank genome assembly. Lineage: Eukaryota; Metazoa; Nematoda; Chromadorea; Rhabditida; Rhabditidae.